Messenger RNA from Trypanosoma cruzi, 2397 nucleotides. Its product is annotated as oligosaccharyl transferase subunit, putative. Gene Ontology annotation, cellular component: membrane. Gene Ontology annotation, molecular function: oligosaccharyl transferase activity. The transcript has a single exon. NCBI's taxonomy places the organism in Eukaryota, Euglenozoa, Kinetoplastea, Trypanosomatida, Trypanosomatidae. The record is from RefSeq and is a predicted model, not a curated record. Bases 1 to 2397 code for a protein of 798 amino acids.
AUGGACACAGCACAAUUAACACUGUGUGGAAAAUAUCCACUCGAUUAUUCUACAGCAAGGCGGGUCAUCUCCAUACUCAAUGUAUUUAUUAUUGCUCUUGCCAUUUACCGCGCCUACAGCAUUCGUAUGAUUUCCAUUCGUGUGUACGGCAAGGUCAUCCACGAAUUUGAUCCGUGGUUCAACUUCCGAGCGUCGGAGUACCUCGACGAGCACGGGUGGGAUGCCUUUUUCCACUGGUACGACUACAUGAGUUGGUAUCCGCUUGGUCGGCCCGUGGGCACAACCAUCUUUCCUGGACUACAGAUCACAAGCGUCCUUAUUCGCAGGGCCCUUUCCAUGCUGGGAAUGAGCAUGACGAUGAACGAUGUGUGUUGCUUGAUUCCGGCAUGGUUUGGCUCAGUGGCGACUGUAUUGGCUGCGCUUCUGGCGUACGAGACGUGGGGCUCGUUUUCAGGGGCUGCCAUGACGGCGGGUCUUUUUGCCAUCCUACCCGCCCACCUAAUGCGCUCCAUGGCUGGCGAAUACGACAAUGAGUGUAUAGCAAUGGCGGCGAUGCUGCUCACAUUCUACCUGUGGGUGCGCUCGUUGCGCAAUGCAGGCUCAUGGCCCAUUGGUGUGCUUACGGGGCUGGCGUACGGCUACAUGGUGUCGACCUGGGGAGGCUUCAUCUUUGUCCUGAACAUGGUGGCGCUGCACGCCGCGGUGUGCGUUUUUGCUGACUGGAUGCGCGGCAGGUACGAUGCCAGUCUGCUGUGGGCGUACUCCCUGUUCUUUUUGGUGGGCACGGCGAUUGCGACGUGUGUGCCGCCCGUGGGGUGGACCCCAUUCAAGUCCUUGGAGCAGUUGAUGGCGUUGCUGGUGUUCAUUUUCAUGUGGGCAUUGCACUUCUCCGAGAUAUUGCGGCGCCGCGCUGAUGUCCCGAUUCGCUCCACCAAGGCACUGCGGAUCCGUGCACGGGUAUUUAUGAUCACCUGCGGAGUGCUUGUGCUGGCUGCAGCGCUGCUGGCACCACAGGGAUACUUCGGGCCCCUCUCCUCCCGCGUCCGUGCUUUGUUUGUGCAGCACACCCGCACCGGCAACCCUCUCGUAGAUUCCGUCGCGGAGCACCGUCCAUCUAGUGGGGGCGCUUUGUGGAGGCUUCUUCAUCUGUGUUGUCCGCUGUGGUUGAUCGGAAUGAUUUCGCAAAUACUGUCGGGAGAAAACGAAAAUUUAAGGGCAACUACUUUUAUGAUUUGGUACUCCAUUAUGGUAUUUUAUUUCGGCUGCCGCAUGUCACGCUUGAUUUUGCUAACUGGACCAGUUGCAGCAUCAUACUCCGGAAGAGUAAUUGGAGGCCUUAUGGACUGGGCGGUCAGGCUUCUUUUUUGGACGAAUGUAGAGUCGAUGAAAAGCAAAGGUUCCCCAACGAUUCGAAGCAAAAAACUUGAAAAAAAGGGGCAUCUAUCUAAUAACAAUGAGCGUUCUUUACAAAACCGUUUUCAAGACGCUGCCAAUUUGUGGCCCCACGGAAUACGUGUCACAAUCGCAAUGCUUGUGUUUGCAGCACUUCUUUUCAAUCCGAUGGCCCGAUCGUAUAACGAAGAUUCAAUAAAGAUGGCACACACACUAUCUAAUCCACGGAUUAUGUGGUAUUCGAUGACCGAGCAGAACACCCCUGUACUUGUAGACGACUAUUACGUCUCGUACCUGUGGCUGCGCAACAACACACCGGCGGACGCCCGCAUUCUUGCAUGGUGGGACUACGGCUACCAGAUCACGGGGAUCGGGAAUCGCACGAGCCUUGCGGACGGCAACACGUGGAAUCACGAGCACAUUGCCACAAUUGGAAAGCUGCUUACGUCGCCCGUGGCGAAGGCCCACUUGCUCAUUCGGCACCUUGCCGACUAUGUACUGAUAUGGACCGGCAGCCGGGCGGAGGACUUGAUGAAGUCGCCGCACAUGGCACGCAUUGGCAACAGUGUGUACCGCGACAUCUGCCCCGAGGACGACCCGUUGUGCUCCAACUUUGGGUUUGAGGACUACGACCUAAGUCGUCCCACGCCGAUGAUGCGGAUGUCGUUGCUGUACAACCUGCAUGUCUCUGGGGAGAGCCCCAGUCCGGCGAUCGACAAUAUGUUCAGGCUUGCCUACAGGUCGCGCCACGGCCUGGUGAAGAUCUACAAGGUGAUGAAUGUGAGCGCGGAGAGCAAGGCGUGGGUGGCGGACCCGAAGAACCGCAAGUGCGACGCGCCAGGGUCGUGGCUGUGCACUGGGCAGUACCCGCCAGCGAAGGAGAUCCAGGAGAUGCUGGCGAGGCGCAUCGACUACGGCCAGCUGGAGGACUUCAACCGCGGCAAACGAGAUGACGCGUACUACCGUGCGUACAUGCGUCGCAUCCGCAAUGAAGGGCGUGGCUAG